This is a messenger RNA of Gambusia affinis (western mosquitofish), 3066 nucleotides long. It is a transcript of the gene fah, whose product is annotated as fumarylacetoacetate hydrolase (fumarylacetoacetase). The transcript is spliced from 14 exons. Gene Ontology annotation, biological process: homogentisate catabolic process; L-tyrosine catabolic process; L-phenylalanine catabolic process. NCBI's taxonomy places the organism in Eukaryota, Metazoa, Chordata, Actinopteri, Cyprinodontiformes, Poeciliidae. The coding region runs from base 75 to 1304 and encodes 409 amino acids. Gene Ontology annotation, molecular function: fumarylacetoacetase activity. The record is from RefSeq and is a predicted model, not a curated record.
CUGGAAGCACUUAACACUGCUCAGUGUUCCAGAUAGUCAAAGAAACUGAGUAGCUCAGCAGAGACAAGCAGAAGAUGUCCUUCAUAAGAGUAAAUGCAGCUUCUGACUUCUCCUACCAGAAUCUUCCAUAUGGGGUGUUCUCCACAUCUGACAAUCCCAAACAUCGCAUCGGUGUUGCAAUUGGAGACCAAAUCCUUGACCUCAGUGUGAUAAGAUCUUUGUUUAUAGGCCCUGUAAUGUCCAAACACUGUGAUGUCUUUGACCAGCCUACACUUAACGCUUUCAUGAGUCUUGGUUAUGAAGCCUGGAGUGAGGCGCGGAGGACGCUACAAAAUCUGCUGUCAGACAAUGAGAGUACUCUGAGAGAUAAUGUCAGCCUUCGGAGCAGGGCAUUUGUCAGUCAGAGUGAAGCCAUGAUGCACCUUCCUGCAAAUGUUGGUGAUUACACUGAUUUCUACUCCUCCAAGGAUCACGCCACUAAUGUCGGCAUCAUGUUUCGAGGAAAGGAGAACGCUUUGAUGCCAAACUGGUUGAGGCUUCCAGUGGGAUACCAUGGCAGAGCAUCAUCACUGGUUGUGUCUGGAACCCCGAUUUGCCGCCCUUGUGGCCAGAUGAGGCCUGAUCAAAGUAACCAUAAUCUCCUAAUAUUUGCCUCAAAACCACCAAUCUUUGGUCCUUCCAAGCAACUGGACCUUGAGCUUGAGAUGGCAUUCUUUGUUGGAGGAGAAAGUCAGCUGGGGGAGCCUAUUCCCAUCAACAAAGCCCAUGAACAUAUCUUUGGGAUGGUACUUAUGAAUGACUGGAGUGCUAGAGAUAUUCAGGCUUGGGAGUAUGUUCCUCUUGGACCUUUCCUGGGAAAGAAUUUUGGGACAACAAUCUCACCCUGGGUUGUGCCAAUGGAAGCACUUUUACCUUUUGCAGAGUCUAAUCCCUUGCAGGAUCCCCAACCUCUCCCGUACCUACAACAUGAAGACGCCUAUACCUUCAACAUUAACCUGUUUGUGUCACUCAAGGGUCAGAGCAUGACUGAGGCUAUAAACAUCUGCAGUUCAAAUUUUAAAUACAUGUACUGGACAAUGAAGCAACAGCUCACCCAUCACACAAGUAAUGGCUGCAAUGUCAGACCAGGAGACUUACUGGCUUCCGGUACCAUCAGUGGGCCCGUAAGUGUCAGCAGUAAGAACCCUGGCAGCUUUGGUUCAAUGCUGGAGCUGUCUUGGAGAGGGUCAAAGAGUAUUGACAUUGGAGGAGGAGAAACUAGAACAUUCUUGAAGGAUGGAGAUGAGAUCACCAUCACAGGUUAGACAUUUUGGUGUCAAAGGUUACUGUAAAGGAGAUGGAUACAGGGUGGGGUUCGGACUCUGCAAAGGAACCAUCCUCCCAGCUCUAAAACACUGAAACCAACAGUGGUUGAAGUCAUCAUUUAAUGGAAUAUAUAUAUAUAUAUAUAUAUAUAUAUAUAUAUAUAUAUAUAUAUAUAUACAUAUACAUAGACAUAUAUGAAAAGCCUCAGUAAGCAAUAUUAUUUGUUUUUGUAUCCCUCGCUCAAUAAAAAUCAGUUCACCUUAGUCUCCUCAGCAUCAGCAUUUUCUAAGCUCAUUCAAAACUGCAUACUAUAGAUAUGCUUUUUACCUUUUAAAACUGCAAUAUGUAAUGCUUAUCAAAAUUUAGUCAAACUGUCACCAUGUUUUGACAAUAUAAUAUGAGACAGAUAAUCUGUGAAAAGAUCGAGCUCCUUCACUUCCUCCCAGUAGUAUUACUACAGCUGUCUGCAAAACUGUACCUCUCCUGAUCAUAAAACAAUCAAUCGAAGCCAGGAGAAAGAUCUUAGGAUUGUUAAACAUGCUUAUGUAUGUACUGCCCAAUGUCUAACUGAUGAUGAGACAACUUACUGUUCCAGGAAAACGAUUUAUCCGCUGUCAUCGGUGACGAUGCUAAAUAAUCUUAGCAAGCUCCAUAGUGGUGACCCAGCAGUUGGUUACCAGACGGAAAAGGGGGAUGGUGUUAGCAUCUCUAAGACCUCCUGCUGGUACUGAUAUGUUCUUUCUAAUGGAGCAGUGUAUUUCUGUAGAUCAAUCUCUUUCAAAUUGGGGUCCUCAAGGUACUGCAUGUAAACAACCGUUUGUUUUCCAUAAUAAACAAAGUGCGACUCUAUAGUUAAUUCACCAAAGGAUUGUGUUUAAAAAUAAUAAUGAAGCUCACCGAGAUGUUCAGAUGUUCUUGUUCAACUGUUUUCUUUAGUUGUUGUGGAAAAUGAUGUUUGUAUCUUAAUUUCCCAAAUAUUUUGUAUGAAUUAAGAAUGGAGCAUUAUUUUUGUAAAUAAUAAAAUGAAGCCUUGGUGUAAAUUCAAACUGGAAGACUCUUCAGCCCCACCUGCGUUACAUUCAUCUGCUGCAGCCCAUCAACAUUAGACCAUGCCUCCUCUUAGCGAGUCAUCAGUUAACCUUCUGUUUAUAAGGACCUUCAUCCAUGACACCAUGUGUUUUCCAGAGGGGAAGAUGUUGCCAAACAGCAUCGCAAAAUGCUCAUCCAAGCUUAAAGCAAUUCACAGCACAGUGUCUUUUGUGAAGGUCAGAGUUCCUUCUCCCAUAAAUUAAUUUGUAAAAAAAUAAAAUAAACUUUAAAAAUAAAACUUUUUAAUCAUUUUUUUUCUUAAUGUGAGUCUCUCCAGAUUGAAAUAAAGUCUUUUUAGAAAAAAAAAAGAAACAUAAGUGAAGGUAUCGGUGGAAAGAAAACAGCGCCAGGACUGCUUAUAUGAUCAGAGGAAGCCAAGCGGUACCUCCUAAGAGUAUUGACGUGUCGUUCAUAAGCAAUUCAAUUUCUUUGAACAGCUGUACACCAUGAACGAGUUUUCAGUUGGUGAAAAUUUUUUGCAACUUUGCUUGCUUGUAAUCUCUGCUCACACGUCAACUAUUGCUAUUUUUAUAUUUCAGUCAAAGGUUGCAUAUGAGAGAUGAAUGCAGAUGCAAUGUCCUUCAUCCACUGCUGAAGAAUGAGGACUCCCUUCGCCUGUGGUUAUAAACUGUAAAAUGGACAAAAUUAAAUUAAAAAAAAAAAAUAUAUAUA